This is a messenger RNA of Andrographis paniculata, 1914 nucleotides long. Its product is annotated as patellin-4-like. Lineage: Eukaryota; Viridiplantae; Streptophyta; Magnoliopsida; Lamiales; Acanthaceae. The record is from RefSeq and is a predicted model, not a curated record. The transcript has 5 exons. Gene Ontology annotation, molecular function: lipid binding. The coding region runs from base 1 to 1914 and encodes 637 amino acids.
AUGCGACGAGAAUCACAGGCCGUUGAUUUCAAAAAGCACAAGAAUGGCCAUUCAUCAGAGGAAGGGAGGGAAAUCAGGGAUGGCACUCCAUCGAUCCAUUUCAACAUUAUAAACCGAUCUGUAUGUUGCCAUGUUCAUCUUCUUCUGCUGUACGACAUGGAAACUGGAAGAAAUGGCGGUGGCGGAAGUGCUGGAGGAGAGGCGAAGAUGCCGGAAGGCGUCGCCGGAGGAAAUGGAGAAGCCGCGAAUCGAGACGACAUCGAUCGAAAUAACGAACCUCUGCGGCCGUCUCCGGCGACGGAAUAUGGAAAGGAAAAUGCGCCGGCAAGUGCUCCGAAAUCCGACGGGAAAGCAAACGCCGCGGAGGUUUCGAAGGAAAGUGGUAACCACGCGCCACCACAGCAGGUAACUGACGCUAAAAACGCGGCCGCAAAGGAGAGUGAGAUCCACGCGCCUCCACCUCCGGUCACCGAAGGUAAAGAGAAGGAGCAGAUCCAAAAAAAUGAGAUCCACGCGCCUCCGUUUCCAGUCACUGAAGCUAAAGAGGAGCAGAUCGGAAAAGGUGAGAUCCACGCGCCGGUCACCGACUCUAAAGAAAAGCACAUUCAGGCAAGCGACAACCACGCGCCGCCGCAGAACGAAGCCACGGAAGGAACCGUCAAGGCGGAAGAAGCUCCGUCCACAUCCGGCGCAACCGACGGCGAAGCUUCUCCGACGAACGCCGAGAAGAAUUCCAUCUCCGACAUGAACGAUUGCGAGAAGAAAGCAUUAGCCGAGCUCCGAUCGAUGGUCGAACACGCCAUUGUCAAAAACAAGCUAUUGCAGAGCACCGAGGAAUUCGAGAAAGUUCCAGAAACUUCCACAGAAGAAAAAUCUAACAAAGACGUCUCAAUCUGGGGGGUGCCAUUGUUGCCGAGCAAGGGCGAUAAAUGCACAGACGAGGUCCUCCUAAAGUUCCUGAGGGCCCGGGACUACAAGGCUAGCGACGCCUUCGAAAUGCUUAGAAACACUCUCCAAUGGCGGAGGCAGAACAACAUCGACGCCAUCGCUGAAGACAAUUCUGGCGACGACGCCGACGAAGAAUACGCCGCCUUCGGCUACAUGAAGGGCUCCGGCGUUGACGGCCACCCGAUAUGCUACAACGUAUACGGUGUGUUUGCCGACGAUGCAAUGUACAACCGGACGUUCGGUUCGGAGGCCGGGCGCGAUCGAUUCUUGCGAUGGAGGUUGCGAUUAUUGGAGAAGGAGAUUCGGAAGCUCGAUUUUCAGCCCGGUGGAAUAUCGUCGAUGAUCCAAGUUAACGAUCUCAAGAAUGCUCCCGUGCCGUCGAGGAAGGAUCUCCGGCUCGCCACGAGAGGAGCCGUUGAGAUCCUUCAAGACAAUUAUCCCGAGUUUGUCGCCAAAAAUAUCUUCAUCAAUGUCCCGUUUUGGUACUAUGCGUUCAACGCGCUCUUGUCGCCGUUCCUAACGCAACGGGCGAAGAGCAAGUUCAUCUUUAGUCGACCAUCAAGCGUCACCGAAACGCUUCUCAAGUGCAUUGCCGUGGAGCAAAUACCGAUGAAGUACGGAGGACUACAAAGAGAUGAUGAUCCCGAGUUCUCCACGCAAGACACAGCUUCUCAAGUUGUAAUCAAGGCCGGCGCAACCGGAACCGUAGAAAUCCCGAUGCCAGAGGUCGGAAAAACGAUGAUUUGGGACUUGAGCAUAUGUGGUUGGGACGUGAAUUACAAAGAGGAGUUUGUACCGACGGACGAGGAGUCGUACACGGUGAUAGUAAAGAAGGGGAGCCACCGGGAAGACAUUUUCGACUUAGUUAUUACUAGCUUAAAAAAACAAAUGAUCACUUUCUGUUUUUGCGGGCGCUCGCCUCCGGAGCGGGAGAUUGUGGGUUCGAGUCCCAUCGCGAUCGGAUAG